This is a messenger RNA of Strigops habroptila (Kakapo), 6541 nucleotides long. It is a transcript of the gene G2E3, whose product is annotated as G2/M-phase specific E3 ubiquitin protein ligase. The transcript is spliced from 17 exons. Gene Ontology annotation, molecular function: ubiquitin-protein transferase activity. The coding region runs from base 312 to 2543 and encodes 743 amino acids. NCBI's taxonomy places the organism in Eukaryota, Metazoa, Chordata, Aves, Psittaciformes, Psittacidae. Gene Ontology annotation, cellular component: nucleus. The record is from RefSeq and is a predicted model, not a curated record.
GUCCCGGCGUAGGGCUGGCUCUCCACUUCCGGCCCAGCGGCGGAUGUUGGCGUUUGAAUUGCCUGUCAGUUAGCUAGGCCGCCGCCGAUCAGGAUUUCUUCAACUACGCCAGGAUCCAUCAUUUCCUUCAAACAGUGGAGACUAUCUUCAUAGUUACAUCACUAUCCUAUCGAGUUAACUUUUAAUUCGGGGUUCCUCAAUCUUUAUUUGAGCUGGAGUCACUGCCACCUCCUUGGUUAUCCAUGGCUCAUUAUUUUUGAUGUUUAAGAUAACUACAAACUCUACUGUACAAAGAGCUAGAAAAGCUCAGGAUGAGUAAAAACAAUGAUUUACACAUUCAAAGUCCAUCCUGUGUUCUCUGUGGACGGACAGAUGACUGCCCUGAAAAGUAUGGAGAAAAAAAGACCUAUGUGGAAUACAAUCUCACUGUUCAUUAUUACUGUUUGUUGAUGUCAAGUGGCAUUUGGCAGAGAGGGGAAGAAGAUGAAGGUGUAGAUGGAUUCUUAAUCACGGAUAUUAGAAAAGAAGUGAAUAGAGCUUCAAAACUGAAAUGUAACAUCUGUAGGAAAAAAGGUGCUUCAAUUGGAUGUGUAGCUCCCAAAUGCAAACGAAGUUACCAUUUUCCUUGUGGGACACAAAAGGAAUGUAUUUUCCAGUUCAUGGAAGACUUCAGAUCUUACUGUUGGGAACAUAAACCAGUCCAAAAGUUUCCAGUUAAAGAAUCUGGAGGAACUUCACAGUGUACAAUAUGCCUGGAUUUGGUUGAACAACUUCCAAUAUACACUGUAUUGAAAAGUCCUUGCUGUAAAAAUGCUUGGUUUCAUCGAGAAUGCUUGCAGUAUCAAGCUUUGAGUGCUGGGAUAUUUUUCUUUAGGUGCACAGUAUGUAAUAACAAGGACAAAUUUCAGAAAGAAAUGUUGAGAAUGGGCAUAUACAUUCCAGAAAGGGAUGCAUCUUGGGAACUUGAAGAGAAUGCAUAUGAAGAUCUACUGCAAUGUUAUCAACAUUGUGAUAUUAGAAGAUGUCUCUGCAAGAAAGGAAGAGACUACAGUAAACCUGAUAGUAAAUGGGAAAUAAAGCGUUGCCAGUGUUGUGGUUCCCGUGGAACUCAUUUGGCCUGUUCAUCUAUGAAGUCAUGGGAGCAAAACUGGGAGUGCAUGGAAUGCAGAAAUAUCUUGGCAAAAUCAGGGAACUAUAGGAAACAGACAAAGCGUUCUUUGGCUGCCUCUGAAAAGACAGAUGGGACAACUUGUUUGCUGGAAGAACCAUCUCCAAAGUGCCCUCGGCAGUCACCUGGAUCUCAACGCAAUAUUCUUCGCUCACCAAAGAUGAUGUGCCAGAACAACUUGUCAACCUGCUCACACGUAGAACUUCCAGCAUCCAACGGGGUGAGGAUGUCCUUAUCUCCACUGAUGUCAAAAAGGAGCUGGUCCCUGAGGAAAAAGCAUUUAAGAAAGGAAAGAAGGGAAGUUUCUAAUAUACUGAAGGAGUUAAGGCUGCAAGUUAUUGCAAAAACUACAAGGCUUAACAUCAAUGCAGAAAAUAUCUGGAAUAGUGCUUUAAAAGGAUUUAGACAGCGUAACUUCAGUCCUACAAACACCAUUGAAAUAAAGUUCACAAACUGCAAAAGUAGAUCAAAGACAGAUACUUCUGCUGCAAAAAAACACCGUUUCUUCCAGUUGUUAAUGCUUCACCUUCAGAAUUCAUCAUUGUUUGAGGGCUCUUCUGCAAAGAACUUGUCCCUUGAUUUUCAAGCUGUAAAAGAGAAUCUUUAUUUUGAAGCUGGUAAAAUGAUCGCAGUUUCUCUGGUUCACGGUGGCCCAUCUCCUGGUUUCUUUUCCCAAACACUGUUCAAUUGUCUUGUCUAUGGUCCAGAGAAUGUGAAGCCAGCUUUGGAAGAUGUUGCUGAUGCUGAUGUCGCAGAAACAAUAAAAAUGAUAAAACAUGCAAAUAAUCUGUCCAGCCUACAAUCUGCGAUAAACAACUGCUAUGAGUUCCUUGCUGCUGCUGGAUGUUUAAGACCUAUUACAGCUUUGUGUGAUAAGGAUGUGCUGGUGAAUGACCUACUGAUCCACCAUGUGAUCAAGAGAAUUAUUUCACCCUUAGAAAGUUUUAGGCAGGGUUUGAGAACUCUUGGUGUGCUAGAGAAAAUGCAAAUGCAUCCGGAUGCAUUCUCUAGUAUAUUGUGCCACAAACCUGAAGGACUUUCAGCAGAAACUCUUUGUGAUCUCUUUACAAUCCAUUCCUCAUCAGAUGUAAAUGAAGUUGAAGGUGCUGAUUUUUGGAUGGCUUAUUUGCAAGAUGUGGAAAGUGGUGAGUCUGUAGUGACGUUGGAAGAUAUUCUGCUCUUUGUAACAGGCUCUUUUUCUAUACCCCCUGCUGGGUUUGAUCCUGAACCUACUAUUAAAUUUUUGCAUAUAAGGUAUCCUGUUGGAAACAGACUCCUUAAUUGCUUAGAGCUCCCUAUAACGAAGACAUAUGAGCAGUUUAAAAAUAAAAUGGAGUUCACCAUCAGAAAUGCACUAAGAGUUGAAAGAGAAUAAAAUUUUUGCUACUAAACUGGAUGUUGGAAACUUCCAAAUCUCUGCAGGAAUGUCUGCUUGCUAAUCGCUACUGUAUUUUGGGACAGCAUACUCUCGGCCUUUUCUCCCAAAGAUGUGCUAAAAGUAGUAAUUUUGUAAGAUGGAAAACAAUUUUCAGAUGAAAAUGCUCUUUACCUGUCGAAACAUCUUCCUUUUUGAAGCUGGCUUUAAGAGUCAGCAGCCUCUUGCAGAAGUACUUUAAAUGUCUACUUUUGCUGUAGACAAGCAUGAAAUGUUGCCAAAUUAUGUAACAUUCUAGCUAUUUCCCACAGGUAAGUAUGGUGAUUGCUUUACAUACUUCAGUAGCUUAUUUAUCAAAGUCAAAUCGGGUACAUUUUGAAGAUCAUUGCUGUAGAGCUUUGUCUCAAGUAAAACUCUGAUGCAGUUCUUCAGUUGUUCCAUGUAUAGUUUUUUCAGUAAUUGUUUUUAUAUUGAUUUUUUUUUUUUGAGGGGGGAGGGGGGGGACGAUGAUUCAUACAAACUUAUGAAAGGUCUUUUUGGUUAGUGCAUUAAGAUACAAUUAAGUUCUGGAGAAAACCUAGGCAAAAUAAUAAGGUGCAAGAACAGAAUCUGUUUGAACUUGAGUUUCUAUUGUUAGACAAAAUCUUUGAUAUUUGCACAUUUCUGCAUUCUACUGUUAUACAUUAGCCUUUAAUUAUACGUGUAGCCAAAAUAGUAAAUCCUGGAAGUGAAUCUCAAAUGUGCAACAAUAAGUGGUCUUUCAACAUGAAAUUUUAGAGUUAGACUUAAUGUUGUUCAGUGUAAGAAUUUGUUGCUCAUUAGAACAUGUUACUUUGUCUUCCAUGGAAGUCAGUUUUUUCAUAGGUGUAUAUACACUAAAAGUAUUCGUUAAAUUAAAGUCAGUCUACCAUCGAGCUUGUCAGUGCCUGACACUUUUCUAGCUUUUAGCCUAAACUCUUCCUGUUCAAAUGUAGGUGCAUUCUGAGCAACUUCAGCUGUAUGAAAUAUAUUUCAAUUCUGCAGUAUUUGUAUAAAUAGUAAGCCAUAAGAUACCUACACGGUAACACUUUAAUGUUACUAAUACUAGAACUAUGAAACUAAGAGGACAUUUAAGUGUAAUUUUGUAAAUGUGAGUAGGUGUCUUUUUUUUUUCUUUUUUUUUUUAAAUUAUUAUUUCCCUCCCUGUCAGUUUGACCACCUUAUACUAUGUCCGAAGCAUAGGCUGUGCUAUCAAUCUAUAAAGAUAGAUAUGUAUUAGUAUAUAUCUAUAUAUAUAUCCACAUUCUUCAAAAUACUGAAAAGCUGAAGAAUAAUUGUAUACUUUUUAAUUAAUAUAGCUUGGUUUUAAUUGUAAAUACAAGCAGGAUUGCUUUACUUUGGGUGCCUUGGCAAGAAGGCACAUCCACAAUAAAUUAUAAAUGGAUAGGUGCUUCAAAAAAAAAAAAAAAAAACUAACACCAAAACCAGGCUAAUCUGGUUUCAGGUUUAUUGCAAGUAUUCCUCUAACUAACAAAUUGUAUUACAAAAUGCUAAUUACAUAGCAGUGUGCUGCAACUCAAGAACUGGAAGUGGCAGUCAAGACUCGCUAAAUUGAGACCAUGCUGUAAAGGGUUAAAGACAAAAAGGCAAAUGGGUAUUGUUCAUUAAACAAUAGGCAGGUAUUUUGAAAUAUUUCUUAAAGUGCUAAAGCUUCUUUCUUUCUUGAUCUGGGGAAGGUUUUUCUGGUUCUGAGCCAAAAGCAUAUUAAAGUCUCCUUUAAAAUAAAUAUAUGAGGUCUUGGAGAAUGUCAUUCGACUGUUUAUAAACAGUGUUUUCUCAUUCCAUUCUGAUUUUUUUUCUCCAAUAAUAUUCCACGUUUGUUGUCUUUGUGUAACUUUUAAAUGUCAUACUGCUAAUAACUUCUUUAUAUUCUUAUCCUUCAGAAUGCUCUGUUACCAUGGUUUGCAAAUUUAUCUGCAUAAUGAUUCAUGUUGUAUGUUCAUAUUUUUAAAACAUAGCAAUGUGACUCCUGCAGGUAGAUUAUUAUACUUUAAAAAUCAGUGGUGUACCCAAUGGAGUCUUCCUUUGUCUUGCCUAGUCAGAGAUAAAUGUCUUCUGUAAUACUAUGUUAUUUUUCUGUAUGAGAAGUACAGAACUUACAGAACUAGCAACACGAGUGUCUUAAUUUUAAAGGACAGUUCUUGGACUUCUGGUACCAGCAGUUGCAAGGGAAAUGGUUUAGAACUUGGAAGUUAUAAACUGCAUUUUAAAACCUUCAGUGGAGAAAGAAAGGUAAUGUGAAUAUAAGGCUUCAAAAAGUACCUGAGCUAAAAAUAGGGUUCACAUGUUUUAUUGCUUAUUAGUUUUGAAUUCAGCAGUUGAUAGGUUUUAUGUAAAGGUAGAACUAAUGUCAUUUGUAAGUUAACUUUAAAACUCUGCUAUACAAUACUCUAUCAAAACAUGGAAUUCACAAAGUCUUCAAUAUUGCUUGAGAAGACUUUUCUUAGAACUUGUUCUCAUUUUCUAAUACUGAUGUGUAAACAUUCAAGACAAGUUCUUUCCUUGUUGCUUUGAUCAGCUCAAUCUAGACAUUCUAAUAUAAUACUUGAUAUAUUCAAAUUGUAUUCCUAAAUACUACCGUGGAGAGGAACUUUUCUGCUCAUUUUCAACAUUUGUAUAGACCAAUCUUAAAAUUACUCUUAACUGUUCACUAAAAUUCCAUUGAAUAAGCUGACUUCCAAUCCCUCAAACCACAGAAAGGUCUCUUGACUGGAAACCAUAAGAGCAAUUUCUGUAGCUAUAAUGACCAUCAGGUUUUCAGUUGCUAUAGCAGGUCACUGAAGUGCAAUAUUAUCAGGUGGUUUUCAUUUUACAUAAACUUCAACCUGAGGCACAUCUGGAAAAUAGUUUAGGGAAGUUGCUUACUUUCAGUAUUUCUGUAACACAAGGACAUUGACUGCAUCUACAUUAGCGUUGUGUAUUAAAUAGAUUUUUGUAGAAGUUACAGCUGUUACAAGAUUUGUCAAGGCCACAAGAGAACUACUGCAGUCAUUUGUGUUUGGCCAAAGAACUUCACCCUGCAGCUUUUGCAUCAAACCCUGAGCUUCCAUCUGGAAUUAGCACAACAAAUAAGCUAUUUAUUUUCUAGACUGAUCGUUUUCUAGAAAACAAUAAUAGAUUAGUAUUAGUGGUCUGAAGAACAAAACCAAAAACCAAACCUCGAGUAUUAGAUAUGUUUGAAAAAUGAAGGGAUAAGAAAUUUGUGACUUGCUUUCACUCAUGCAAAAGAUGCUUGCUAGAAAAAGCUGUUAGCAUUUUUAACUGGUCAGUGAGUGAAAUAUAGUCAAAAGAAAAUUAGUAUCAUCGGCUCAUAUUUAAGGUCUAAACCAUUGUGUGCUGCAGCUUUGACUUUUUUCAUUAAGAUGUUCAGUCUUGGGACUGGAAGACUUGAGGAUUUAGAGAGGUAUAUGUAAAAUACAGGGCAGAGUAUGUCAUUAAUUCACAUAUUCUAUAUGUGCAUUUUGAAAAUGGUAUCAAAAAUUCUCAUUCAAGUAGAAAUAAAUGACACUGCAGGCUGCAAAAUAUGCUUUUAAAGUUUCUAGAUUCUGUAUUAUAUGGUAAAGCGCUUCAAAGCUCAAGCUUUACCCUUUUUUCACUUAAGGGAAUGCAAAACUUCUGAAAUCAUAUGUAUACAAAAAAUCAUUGUCAAAAUAUUAAUGUUUGUAAAAAAAAAAAAUCAAUGGAACCUUCUCAUUUUGUAUUGCAGAAACAAUGCUCUUUUUAAAACUUAUGGUAAUUGGAAUAUUACACAAAGUAUAAUUUUGUCAAUAGUUUUAGCUCUAACUUGAACUGCAGGAUCAGUGCCUGAAAUGUUGCAUCUUCAAGCAACACUACUUGGCAGGUAUAGCAUCAGUGUUGCAGUAAUUGGUAAUUGUGGGAAAUAACUGCCAUGUAUAUAUUCGAAGUGCAAUAAAAAGUUAAAUUUCUUUUGGAAUAAAUAUGUAACUUCACUGGUAUUA